Molecule: messenger RNA, 2846 nt
Organism: Opisthorchis viverrini
Lineage: Eukaryota; Metazoa; Platyhelminthes; Trematoda; Opisthorchiida; Opisthorchiidae
Exons: 9
Coding region: 48-2048 (666 amino acids)
Biological process (GO): neuron projection development
Cellular component (GO): plasma membrane
Source: RefSeq, a predicted model, not a curated record
GUAAGAAUGACCAGUCGGUCUCUAACGUAGCUGGGAUUUCAGUUCAAAUGGAGGGCAAAGGAAGCUGCCUUGGUCGUGUACCGUACAAUUCCGUGAUUGGAUUCAUUCUAGUCUUUGUGGGCGGUGGAGUCCUGUGUGGUUCGCUUCACUACGGCAUGUCAAAACUUGACGUGUAUUUUCGACAUAACUUCUUUCCGGUCUAUUCAUUACAAUACUUGCGUAUUACCGCAGUCGUUUUUGGAGCAUUGGCUAUCUGGUUGGCACUGCUUGUGGUCAUUUUUUCCGUACUUGUAACUAAUGCAACACGGGGCAGGAUUUAUCGUGGAGAUCGAUUCACUAUGGGCGGGCGUGUCUCGGCCGUUAUGUUCAUGACAAUCACCUAUGUGGCAGUUGUUGUGUGGCUGGUGUUUCUGGUCUUCCUCGUCGUCCCGACGUUCUGUUGGAUCAUGUUCAACUCCAUAUGUGCAACCGAAUUAGCUGACGUGUGGCAUGGACCAGGGGCCAGGAGGCCCGGACCGGACGGCCGGGUGGCGCCCACCUUCGAAGAACUGCGUCGGCGUAACGAAAUUGUUGAGGAUACCUAUGUAUCGCGCCUGGCCUACUACUAUCCGGGUACUGCGGGUCGCUCAGGUGUCGGAUUCUUGCCACCAGAUCUGGAGCGGCGGCGGUACGAAUUACCGUUGGUCGAUGAGCGCGGUGUGCCGUACUCCCCAGGGCCGUAUUCCAGUCGCAUUUACAGUCCCGGGUUUCGUUAUGUGUUCAACUUAACUAAUUACGGUACUCAUUCAACAGCUACACUUACUCUCCACCAGUUCAUGACAAUCACCUAUGUGGCAGUUGUUGUGUGGCUGGUGUUUCUGGUCUUCCUCGUCGUCCCGACGUUCUGUUGGAUCAUGUUCAACUCCAUAUGUGCAACCGAAUUAGCUGACGUGUGGCAUGGACCAGGGGCCAGGAGGCCCGGACCGGACGGCCGGGUGGCGCCCACCUUCGAAGAACUGCGUCGGCGUAACGAAAUUGUUGAGGAUACCUAUGUAUCGCGCCUGGCCUACUACUAUCCGGGUACUGCGGGUCGCUCAGGUGUCGGAUUCUUGCCACCAGAUCUGGAGCGGCGGCGGUACGAAUUACCGUUGGUCGAUGAGCGCGGUGUGCCGUACUCCCCAGGGCCGUAUUCCAGUCGCAUUUACAGUCCCGGGUUUCGUUAUGUGUUCAACUUAACUAAUUACGGUACAUUGCAUACUUUAUUUGACCAUCCUAUACCACCGCAACUUACCAACACAACAGCUUACCACAAAAACAUAUCUCUAACCUUUCCUUGCUAUUUUCAUCUACAAGGUAUCUAUGUGAAACCUUGGCAAUACGAUUCCUCUCUUAAUUAUCGUGAGGCAAUCACAAGCUUGGAGGGUUUUGCGGCAUUCUGCGAUGAAAUAGAGCCAGAUGAAGUCCUGGUCAGCUUUGACGUCAACUCAAUGUAUACCAACGUCCCAAAAGCGGACGCUGUGGAAGUAGCGAGAAGACUUUUACUGGCAGACACAACGCUGCAAGAACGAACACAAGUCUCCGUAGACAAGAUAGCCGAAGGCAUAAAGGCAUGCCCAAACCUCAGUCAUUUUGUUUUUGACUCAAUUAUAUACUCUCAAGAACAAGGUCUAGCGAUGGGAUCACCAAUACCCCCGAUUUUGGCCAACAUGUACAUGGAAGACUUCGAACAGAAAGCUUCAAAUGGAUUCGUGUGUCCACCAAGGGUGUUCUGGCGUUACGUAGAUGACACGUUCGUUGUGAUAAAGCGGGAUGAGUCCGACGGUUCUCCAACACAACGUUUCCUUCGACUGAAUCUGGUAUCUCUUCACCUUUCCCAGGUCGCCCUCAUUGGCCCUUUGUUCGCCUGCUCUCUCGGAGGAGCUAUUUUCGUCCUAAUGGGUCUAACACUUUUCAUCGGCUCGCUUUCGGGUUUCUACGCUCGGCUCAAAUUAACAAAGGAGUUGACCGAUUUCAAACAGAGCUUUGCCCUUCGUUCUCCAAAAACACAUGAUCACGCGGUCUAUUUUUAAUUCACACCCAUCUCAUCUCAGAUGUUUUGUUGUUGUUAUUUCUUUCAAUGGAUGCCAAGGGUGUAAAUGUAACUUCGUUCCCUGUAGUGCGGUUGGUUCGCAUCUGACUUACGGUCCAGAUCCACAGACUGCAUUCCUGAUGUGUCUGCGUUACACAGUUACACACUUUCAGUCCUUUUUCUGGACAGUCUGUCAUGCGGUUAGCAUUACAUUUCUCAUUAAGAAUACUACUUGCCAGAUCGGGAUCUGCCAGGUGUUCUAGUUGCUUUUGCAUUUCGAUUCCCCUCCCCGAGUUCCCGACUGUUGUCGCUUUUUCUGUUUUUUUUUCUAUGAAGUUCACGCCGUCGCCAAUACUUCCACGAAACUCAGAUAUUGGCAUUUAUUUUUUUCAUUGAUCUAGCUAAUCACUACUUCACACAAUACUAUGCCGGUUCAUUCAUAGUACUUUUCCCUUUGCCGACGGAUCAUGAAACCAAGUUUGUGUUCUUUUUGACGGGUUUCCUAGCUGUGCUUUUAAAGCAACGUCUUUUGUUUUUUUGUUUUAUACAUGCUCUUCAGCCACGAUGUUUAUUAUCUCAUUCUUCUUUUUCCUUGAUGUCCCCGAACUCCGUUCAUUCUCAUUAUCUUCAGUGAUACUUUCUAAAAACAAGUGUUUUUGAGGAAGUGUAAACACUACCUCAUAUCCGACUUAAGCUUAUCCUGCGUCUUUUGUAUUGUAUUCAGACGCUUGAUUCUGCCCUUAAAUUGGUAUAAAUAAAGCCGGUAUAUGUGUUUGCCUUGUAUUUGCAAACACGCCUA